AUGAUGUUUUUCUCGAGUGUGGCUGAGCUGCGAGCCACACGAAUCUUCCUGCGGCUUCUGGAAGACUCCACGGGCGGGGAGGGCGGAACCAAACGUCUGACUAGAAUGCCAUGUGAAGUAAAGCCUCGGUUUGUGUUACUUUAUGGGUCUCAAAAGGGUCAGGCUCAGGCCAUUGCAGAGGGGAUAUCUGAGGAGGCUGACAAAAAUGGACUUGUGGCUGAGCUCAGCUGCUUGAAUGAAAAUGAAAAGUACAAUUUAGAGAAAGAGGUUGAUCCUGUGGUAUUCAUUGUGUCCACUACUGGAGAUGGAGAGCCGCCGGACAAUGCUCUUAAAUUUGUUAAGAGCAUAAAGAAGAAAACUCUUCUUCCUGACCAUUACCAACAUCUGACUUAUGCACUUUUAGCUUUAGGAGACACAAAUUAUGCAAAUUUCUGUAGCUGUGGAAAGACAAUUGAGCGUCGACUGCAAGAACUGGGAGCACAACAAUUUUAUGCAACAGGAUAUGCAGAUGACGGUGUUGGGUUGGAGCUGGUCGUAGACCCUUGGCUCGAAGGACUGUGGACAGCAAUCAAAAAAGCAUUAAACAAAAUGGCUUCUGACAAUAAUGAUCUGUUGAAAGAAAAUGCCAUGCAACCUCCUUUCUUACCAGAUGUCCAGUUUAACCGCCUGAGUCUCAGUAAUCAACUGCCCAAUGCAGAAAGCGCUUCAAUUAUCACAUUGGCUAAUAAACAUGCAGCAAAUGUUAAACAAACUGCCAAUUCUGAGCCCAAGCCAGCGUCAUCUGAGAACAGGGCGGACAUCACAUUGUCGUUAACAAGCUCUUUACCUCCGCUGUGUGAGUCGUCUCUCAAUGUUCCUGCUUUACCUCCUCACUUCUUGGAGGUUGCUCUUCAGAAUGUAGAUGCAGAAGACGAGAACACAGGGCCUCCAAGCAAAGGUGCUCUUUAUGAAGUACCCAUUGUAAAAGCUGUCAACAUGACGAGUGGAGAUGCCGUGAAGACCGCACUUCUUCUUGAAUUGGACAUCUCUUGUUAUCCAGUGGACUAUCAUCCAGGAGAUGCAUUUGAUGUGUUUUGCCCAAACAGAGCAGAUGAAGUAGAGCAGAUUCUGCAUUUGUUAGGUCUUUGGGAGAAAAGAAACCACCAUGUUUCUAUUUCGCUAUUAAAGGACACAAAGAAGAGAGGUGCCCAGGUGCCAUCUCAUGUCCCUAAUAACAUUUCACUGUUUUACCUGCUAACAUGGUGUCUAGAAAUAAGAAACGUUCCCAAAAAGGCAUUAGUUCGGGCACUGGUGGAAUAUACAGGGGACGGUGCACAGAAGCGGAGACUACAGGAGCUGUGCAGUAAACAAGGCGCUGCGGAUUAUAAUACAUUUAUUCGAGACCCAAGCCUUAGCACCCUGGAGCUUCUCUCUGCUUUUCCAUCCUGCCAGCCUCCCCUCAGCCUCCUCAUAGAGCACCUGCCUAAACUGCAGCCCCGGCCGUACUCCGCAGCAAGCUCCUGUCUGAUGCACCCAGCAAAGGUGCAUUUGGUCUUCAGCGUGGUGGAGUUCCCAGCAUGCUCUGGGCGGCCCGAUGCGAGGCGCGGCUUGUGUACUGGAUGGUUGUUUGACCUCAUCAGCCCAUCCCUGCAGUCCUCCAACGGCCAGCUUCUGCCAAAGGUCCACAUGAGUUUACGACCGAACUGCUCCUUCCGCCUGCCGCCUGAUCCCUAUGUGCCUUUUGUGAUGAUUGGACCAGGGACUGGAGUCGCACCCUUCAUCGGAUUUCUGCAGCAGAGGGAGAAGCAGAGACAGGAGAACCUGGCGAUGGCAUUUGGCGAAACGUGGCUCUACUUUGGAUGCCGCCAUAAAGAUAAAGAUUUCCUGUUCAGAGAGGAGCUGGAGGGUUUUGUGUCCAGCGGUACCCUAAACCACCUCAAAGUGUGUUUCUCAAGAGACAAUGAGGAAAAGGAGGAGGCCGCCCAGUCAUCCGCACGACCCAAAUACGUCCAACACAAACUGCUCCUCGACAGCAAGGCCAUAACUAGCAUCCUACUGGAGAAAAGUGGCUACAUCUAUGUGUGCGGGGAUGCGAAGAACAUGGCCAAGGACGUGAACGACACACUGAUGGAGAUGAUCAAAAAUGAACUCCGGGUGGACCAACUGGAGGCCAUGAAGACGCUGGCUUUGCUGAGGGAAGAAAAGCGCUACUUACAAGACAUCUGGGCCUGA
Knipowitschia caucasica is the source of this 2211-nucleotide messenger RNA. NCBI's taxonomy places the organism in Eukaryota, Metazoa, Chordata, Actinopteri, Gobiiformes, Gobiidae. The record is from the annotation of a GenBank genome assembly.